This is a messenger RNA of Paramecium sonneborni, 908 nucleotides long. NCBI's taxonomy places the organism in Eukaryota, Ciliophora, Oligohymenophorea, Peniculida, Parameciidae. The record is from the annotation of a GenBank genome assembly.
AUGUUUUUAAUUAAGUUAAGGAAUCUGUACAAGUUCUCAUCUGCUAUAGAUCCAUAUUAAGUAUUAGGAGUAGAUAAAUUUACUUCAUUUCCUGAAAUAAAGAAAGCAUAUUACAAAAUGGCAGCCUAAUAUCAUCCAGAUAUUAAUAAAACACCUGUGUUAAGAUCAUUUAAUAUAUAUAGUCUGCCUAAAAAUAAUUCAUUCUAAUCAAGGAAUCCUUUGAAAAAAUUAAACUUAUGAAAGGAGAAGCUGUUUAAAUGAAUUCAGAAGGUUCUACUAAAAAAGAUAAUGAAUAUGAAUCUGUCCGUAAAAAUUAUAAAGACUAUGAUGAAAACUUCUAAGAAUCAUCAUCAGAUUAAUAAGAUUAUAAAGAAUUCUAUCAUUAAGCUGAAGAUAUGAAAGGAUAAGAAUAUGAUCAUUUAAAAAAAUCAUUUCAAACUAUUCAUGAAGUCAAAGAUAUUAAAUUUAAACCUAUUGAUAUGAAAAUGCCUGAUCCAUCUAAAAGAUUUCAUCUAGGCUAAGUAAUGCAUUUAAAAGUUUUUUCAGAUGGUUCCAAUCUAUACAUUAUAACUAUAUGCGUGGGCAUGUUUAUAUUAUUCUUUGUCAUGUAACAUUCUAUUUAUUAUUAUUAUUAAGUAAUACAGUCUUCCACAUUCAUACCAAAAGAUAGACUAAUUCACAAUUAUAUAAUUUACUUAAUUAGUAAGUUAUAUAGGAAGAAUUACAAGAUGAAUAAUUAUUGUAAUAAGUCACUACAUAAAUUGAAAAAACUAAAGAGUUUAAAUAAUACAAAUAAGAAUAACUUUAGAAACAAUAAAUAUCCACACAAAAGAGAAGACAAAUUGUACCUGAAAUCCAAAAUUUUAUAUCAGCUACGGAUCUUAAAGAUAGUGUCCUAUGAAUUCAAA